Messenger RNA from Lasiosphaeria miniovina, 714 nucleotides. RefSeq lists its product as uncharacterized. Lineage: Eukaryota; Fungi; Ascomycota; Sordariomycetes; Sordariales; Lasiosphaeriaceae. Gene Ontology annotation, biological process: mRNA splicing, via spliceosome. The record is from RefSeq and is a predicted model, not a curated record. Gene Ontology annotation, molecular function: zinc ion binding; nucleic acid binding. The transcript has a single exon. The coding region runs from base 1 to 714 and encodes 237 amino acids. Gene Ontology annotation, cellular component: U4/U6 x U5 tri-snRNP complex; spliceosomal complex.
AUGUCAAACCAAAAUUCUUCCGCUUACGGGCAGGCGGCGGGCGACACGGACUUCCGCAAGAAAUACGAUCUGGAAGAGUAUGCAGCCAAAGCAAAGGACCGCGAAGAGUCCGAGAAGGACGAGCGCAAGGCGCGAUGGGAAGCCAAGAUGGCGGGCAAGAAGUACUAUAAGCCCAUGGACGGGAGCGAGUCGGUCACGGUGGCGCGCAACGCGACGCAGGACUUCAGCAAGAUGGUCGGUACGUCGACGCUAGUGCCGGCCGGGGCGGGCGUCGGCAAGCGCGGGCGAGGCGCGGGCUUCUGGUGCGAGGCGUGCGACCUCACGUUCAAGGACAACCUGCAGUGGAUCGAGCACACCAACAGCAUGCAGCACCAGCGGGCCAUUGGGCGGACGGGCGAGGUGCGCCGGGCGACGGCCGAGGACGUGCACGCGCGCAUCGAGGAGCUCUGGGAGCGCCUGCAGGAGCGCAAGCGGGAGCAGCUCGUGUCGCUGCAAGAGAGGCUCGAGGUGCGCCGCGAAGAGGACGAGAAGGAGAGGGACGAGAGGAGGAAGAAGCGCAAGGAGGCCGAGGAGCGCAAACGGUUAGAGAAGGAGGCAGCCGUCAAGGUCAAGACGGAGUACGGAGACGACGUCCGUGUCGAGGGUGAGCACGACGAAGACGACAUGAUGGCUACUAUGGGGUUCACCGGGUUCGGCACCACGACCAAGAAAUAG